UUUUCGAGAAGAUGCAAUCCGCAAAUUGGAUUCACUGCAAUAAAUGUUACGCAAGGUAUUCGGAAAACCUCAAGUUUUAUAUCACCAAUUGCGGCCACUUGAAUUGCGAAAGUUGUACCAACAAAUUCGUGAACAAUGGUAGCAAAUGUUUGAUUUGCCAGCAAUCAGCACGAACGAUUCUGCUGUCUGAUGAUAUGAACAACGAUGUGCAGACUUAUUUCACACCAAUCAAUGAGCAAUUCGGAAAGUUAUCUAAUGUUGUAAGUUUCCAAAUGAAGAAUCACAAUUCGUUGUUGAAGAAUAUGUUGACGAAAUAUAAUUUCGCGAAGAACGAGAUAAUGAAGUCCUACAAAACCAUUAAUGAUUUGAAGAAGGAGAUUUUGAGGCUUCGGAUGUUGUUGAAGAACCGCACCUCGGAUGUGGGAUCGGCUAUGUCCGUGCAACUGAACCACAACAUUAUGUCACCGCAAUCGGUCAACUCCACUCUGAACGCCUCAUCCAAUUAUGGACCGAUGAUGGAUCAUCACAUGGGACCUAAAAACUUAGCACACAUGAAGUUGUCAAGAGCGGCGUCGAACCAGCAGAUUAAUAGGAAACCAGUGCCAGUUCAUAGCAACAUCAACAACAAUAACAUUGGUGGUGGUCGCCACAUGGGAGAGAUGAUGCCUAUGGCGCAACUAAAUUUGGGUUUUCCAUCCAAGUAUAAUACCCAAAAUCCCUAUAAUAUGUACAAACGUUAAUUAGUUUAAAUUUAGAAUAAGAAACGGGACGUGCAAUGACACACAGGUCGACUUCCUGGCUUUUCAAAAUUCCAACUAAAUAAAAAAAAAAAUAAGAAACAACAACCCUGAUGUCAUUGAACGUCCGCUUAAUUAUAUUUAAAAAUAUUCCAUUUUGAUAAUACACACUCAUACACACACUCUCACACAUUUAGUUCUUCUUUUGUUGCUUUUUUUUUAUAUAUAAGUAUUCGAAAAUUAUGUAUAUCAAAAAACGAAACGAAAUGUUAACAAUUGGGAAUAACUUUACAUACAAUUAUGAUUAGAAGUUCAUGUACAUUCUUUUAGUUUUGAAACAAUUGAUAAUUUUUGUAUUUUUUUUUUAGAUACACGACGAGUGUUAAAUUAUUCGGUGACUAGAAUUGUUCGCUUUCUAAAUUAUAAUGGUUAUGAACUAUAUUUUUUUUUAGUAACUUAAAAAGCAUAGGUAGUCAAGGUCAGAACUCGGGUAGUUUCGAGUUCUCUGAUCCAUCAUUUGUUAAAUUAUAGAUAAAUAUAUUGGUUAGUGCUGUAUGCUAUAACCGUUCCAAAAUAAACUCGUUUUCUUUCGUUCACAUAGACAACUUUACUAUUUUCAUGAUUAUAUAUAGAGUGAAAAAACUAUUGAGGAAAAUAUUGUUGUUUAGAAUCAUAGCAGAAAUUUGUUGUUACUAUAAUUGUUGUUGGAAAGGAAUGUGAAGAUUUGUUAUAAAUAAUUGUAUCAAUAAAACAAAUAUUUAAGUUGUAAAUGGCGAGAGUGGAAAAGUAAGUGUUACUAAAGCGAAGUGUCCCCAAGUGAGGAAUGAAAUUUUAAUUUGUCCUAAAAGUCGUAACAUCCCAUGAACCAAAUUAAUUAGGCUUAAAACUUUCCUCGGCUUUCCUCUCGUUUUAUUUUCAGUCUAUCCUCGCAGAAUCCCCAAUGUGAAAAGUUGACUUCUUUACAUAUCCAUUUUUUUUCGUCUGUUUUUCC
This is a messenger RNA of Nicrophorus vespilloides, 1728 nucleotides long. RefSeq names its product probable E3 SUMO-protein ligase RNF212. The record is from RefSeq and is a predicted model, not a curated record. NCBI's taxonomy places the organism in Eukaryota, Metazoa, Arthropoda, Insecta, Coleoptera, Silphidae. Gene Ontology annotation, cellular component: synaptonemal complex. Gene Ontology annotation, biological process: reciprocal meiotic recombination; protein sumoylation; homologous chromosome pairing at meiosis. The coding region runs from base 12 to 740 and encodes 242 amino acids. Gene Ontology annotation, molecular function: SUMO transferase activity. The transcript is spliced from 5 exons.